UAGGUAGAAGUAAACAACUUACAAACGACUUUCGAUUUCAAAAUACACAAUAAGCUGAGAAGAGGCAGUCAAAUAUUGACAUGCACAGAACUGACCAUACUUAUCGGUCCUCCUAUAUUUAAUAUGCCUGCCAAAAACAAAUGGCCGUCAAUUAUGAAUCGGCGAUGAACAAUUUUUUAUAUACUAUUAAAAAAGCCAUAGAGUGCUAAUGUUUUAGUGAUUUUUGGAUUGGUGCAUAUUAUACAAUUAUUUCGAUAUUAUUAGUAUUUGUCUAUAUAUAAAAUAAAUACGACUAAAAAUAACCUUGUCGCUAUUUCAUAACACUAUCAAAUCAAAUUACUAAAUUGUUGGUUGUUGAUUACCAUAAUGUUCGUUCCACGUGAUGUAUUUAUUUUGGGAUUGUUAAUUUACUAGUGACGAUAGUUUAUCAGUUCUCGUCUAUAAACAUGUUUAUACUAUAGAUUGAAAUUAUGAAAAAUUAGCGACCAUGCGUUCAAUGAGUGUAAGGCCAAAAGUACUUUCUGACAAUGGAGUACUUUCAUACGAUUUUUUUGAUACUAUUCAUAUUUAACAAUGUAAUCGCAGAUAAUAUUGAAUCUUGCGACAGCACCAUAUAUUGUCAAGGAAAAUUACUCCACACGAUUCAAAUGGCACGACUCUUUUCCGAUUCGAAAACAUUCGUAGAUAUGAGUCAAAAAAAUCCACCAGACGUAACAAUGCAGAACUUUAAUAACCUAAUGAAAGCAAAAAAUGAUAAUCCAUCUAAAGAUGAUUUAGUCCAAUUUGUGAAAGAAAAUUUCGAUAGUGCUGGGGAGUUAGUCGAAUGGACACCCCCUGAUUUUAAUAAAAACCCGGCGUUUAUAGAAAGAAUUGAAAAUGAGAGAGUCAAAAAAUUUGCGCAGAAUUUAGUCAACAUUUGGCCUAAGCUUGCAAGAAGAGUCAGCGAUUCUGUAAGGGAUCAUCCAGAUCAACACUCUUUGAUAUACCUGCCUAACGGUUUUAUUAUACCUGGAGGAAGAUUUAAAGAAAUAUAUUACUGGGAUAGUUAUUGGAUAUUAGAAGGUUUGCUCAUCAGUGAAAUGACCGAAUCUGUUAGAGGAAUUUUAGAAAAUUUCUUAUCCAUAGUUGAAAAAUUUGGAUUUAUACCGAACGGAAGUAGAGUUUACUAUUUGAACAGAUCUCAGCCUCCACUUCUAGCCAGUAUGGUUGGCAAAUAUAUAGACUAUAGUAAUAAUAAAACUUGGUUAGAAUCCCAUGUUGAUACUAUCGAAAAAGAAAUGAAUUGGUGGUGGGCUGAAAGAAGAGUCUCAGUCUCUAAAGGUGGCAAAACUUAUGAUAUGUUUAUGUACAAAGUUAAAAGUAAUACUCCCAGACCGGAAUCGUAUUACGAAGAUGUAUCCACUUGUCAGAAUUUUACAGAAGUGGAAAAGCAAACAUGUUACAGAAACCUUAAAAGUGGUGCUGAAAGUGGUUGGGACUAUUCGACGCGAUGGCUUUUCAAUGAUGAUAGAUCUCCAAGUAGCAAUCUAUCUCAAAUAGAUAUACUACAUGUUAUACCAGUAGAUUUGAAUGCCAUUAUAUGCAAAUCGUUUGAAGAACUUUCCCGUUUCUAUCAAUUGAUCGGCAAUAACGACAAAUCGUCAAAAUGGACCGAAAAACAAAAUGCUUUAAAAGAAGCCAUUUAUGACGUACAUUAUAAUGAAGAGGAUGGAAUUUGGUACGAUUACGAUUUAGCUAAUUCCAAACAGAACAAAGUAUUUUACCCCAGUAAUUUUGCGCCUCUUUGGAGUGAUGCAUUCGAUACGUCGAAGAAGGAAGUAUUUGGAGUUAGGGCGGCUCAGUAUUAUAAAGAUAAUAAAGUUCAAAAAUACCCCGGUGGCAUACCAACUUCACUUAUUAACAGUGGGCAACAAUGGGAUUUGCCCAAUGCUUGGCCUCCUCUACAGGAAUUUAUUGUUCUAGGUUUGAAAAAAAGUGGUUCAAGAAAAGCUGAAAGAUUGGCUAGAUCUCAAGGAACCAAAGUACUUGAAGCGUAUAUGACAGGUUUUGAAUCAACUAAUGAUAUGUACGAAAAAUAUGAUGCUUAUAACGUUGGAGGGUAUGGUGGCGGUGGUGAGUAUGUAGUUCAAUCAGGUUUUGGUUGGUCCAAUGGUGAAGCUCUUGCUUUGAUUAAUGAAUUUUACCUAAAACCAGUUAAAAAGCAGAAAACAUCUUCUCAUCCACGUCAUAGGCAUAACAAAAUGAAUGAAGAUCACCAGUAGAAGUAUGUAUUGUUUUUUCCGUUUAAUAUUGUAAUAUAGUAGAUUUUUAAUUUUUACUGUUGUUUAUUUUAAAAUAGGCACCCUAAACUCCAUAUAUUCUAUUCUAAUAGUGAAUUUAUGCAAUUCGCAUAUUCAUCAUCUUAUAGCAAGGAACAUACUUCGUACCAUCCCGGACCUUCCGGUUUUACCAAUCAAUGGAUUAGUUCACUUUUUGUACUGAAUUUAUGAAACGGUUGUUUUUCUUGAUUAUAAAAACAUAUCGUAUUUCAUAGAUAUGUUUUGUUAAAGUUAUCAGCUAAAAGAUAACCUAGCCUAAUCUAAUGUGAACCUAACCUCAUCGGAGCUAAAUUAUGCGAACGUAACCAGAAAACGUAUACUUUUCUCGGUCUGCUUAGAUCAAGCAACAAAUCGAAUGUAAAUAAAAACGUGAAAAAUUUAUUCAUUUCAGUUCAAAAAGUCGCGUCCAAUUAUAUGUAAAGCUGGAAGUAUUAAUUUCUACACCUUCAUAAAUAUCUAGGUCUUACACCUCGGAUAAACUAACAUGUUUUUUAUAAUUCUAAAUUGGGCCUAAGCAAGAAAGUACAAAUGAAAGUGAUUAAAUAUAAAGUAUGUCGAGUCAAAAAAAUAUCAAUCGGAAUAAAUUUCAGCACCUUUUAUAAUAGAAGAAAUUUAUUAUUAACUGCAUUAUAGAAUAUCUCCUACUCUAUAAAAUACGGAUCAUAUAAAUACUAUUAAAGGAAAUACGUCAUAGAGCAAACUUAAUUUCCAAGCCAAUCAGGUGCAAAGACAUCACAUGUCAUUUAGAAAGACGACGUAUAUAUUCGACUACAAUCAAAUCAUUUGUUUUUGGUUGUAUGCAAAUUAUGUAUGGAAUAAAAAGUUGAUGGUUGCAUUUGAUAACAAUAAUUCAUUUUUUAUUACAAAAGGACAUACCCUAACAAAAAUUUAUUAACAAACAAAACAAACACAUCUAUUAGGACCAUGGAAAUAGGAAAGGUAGGGAACGCGCUUAAAUGAGCUUAUAGGUGCGUGCAAGUGAAACCUGUAGUGCGUUAAGUUGAGACAAAUUCUUACUAACAUUAAGUAAAAAUAUGAAAUCGUUACAAUAAUGAUGGAUUUAUUGUAAAUAAAAAUAAUAUUGAUCUUUUAAUGCAUUUAUUUCAUUAAUUUUUUAGGAGAUCUAGUUAGUUUUAAUUUCAAUAUAUUAAAUAAAUAAUUAUUCUAUUAUAUAACUGUAAAAACUGUGUCUUUUUUGUUUCUUUGAAAUUGGUUAAUUUUCCAAUAAACUGGAAUCUAAUAUCUUUAUAUUUUUCAGAAAUAGCUAUUAUUAAAUCCGA
Diorhabda sublineata is the source of this 3598-nucleotide messenger RNA. Its product is annotated as trehalase-like. The transcript is spliced from 4 exons. Gene Ontology annotation, molecular function: alpha,alpha-trehalase activity. Gene Ontology annotation, biological process: trehalose catabolic process. NCBI's taxonomy places the organism in Eukaryota, Metazoa, Arthropoda, Insecta, Coleoptera, Chrysomelidae. The record is from RefSeq and is a predicted model, not a curated record. The coding region runs from base 528 to 2261 and encodes 577 amino acids.